AUGCACAACCCGCAGGUCUAUGCAUUGGGUAUCCAGCCAACACUUCCCCUUCUAUUCACUUUCAAAACAAACCCAUCCUUGACUAUGGUUUACUCUGAGAACAUCUCUAAGGAGCUCCGGGCUCCAAGUCUUUUCAUUUCUCAUGGUACUGGGCCAAUGCCUCUCUUGAAUCUUGAUCACGAGUCAUACAGACAACUUCUUCACGGUCACGGCAAAUUACUUGAUGGUGUCAAGGCCAUUAUCCUAAUCUCGGCGCACUGGGAAACUGAUGAGCCACAUAUCACAUCAGCUAGUGAGGCCUUGGCAGGCUUCCGGGACAGAGGUUAUGCUAUAUGCGGGAGUGGGGGCUCUUACCACGACUUUGACGCCGUUGCGAAAGCCGUUUUCGAGAAUCAACGAGUUCCUCCGAGCGCAGGUGCAUUUGAGAAGUUUCUUGAAGCCUCUGCAGCCGUUUCGGACGCUGCAGAGAGAAGACGCCUACUGCUAGGCUGGCGAGAUUUACCGGAGAGUUUCUUAGCUCAUAAGAGGGGAGAAUCGGAUCAUUUUAUGCCCUUUCUAGUUGCAGCUGCCAGUGGAGGAAAUCAGAGCGGCGAGCGGUACGAUAUGUAUUAUUACAAAGGUGCUCCGAUGAGUUUCUACAGGUGGUGA
Molecule: messenger RNA, 648 nt
Organism: Clonostachys solani
Lineage: Eukaryota; Fungi; Ascomycota; Sordariomycetes; Hypocreales; Bionectriaceae
Source: the annotation of a GenBank genome assembly